CAAAAAUUGAAUCUACCAGAUGAAUUCCUCAUCUUUUAGCAACAUGUCGAGCAGCUUAAUUUAUAGAGACGCUCUCAGCAUUGCUGUGACCAAAAAUGUGCUCAUAGUGGCUCUUGGCAUCACCAUCAACUAUAUUAAUGGGGCACUGAUUCACACCUUCAGAAAACAUGAAAUAUUUUUCAUGAAUCCUCGUUACAUCCUGUUCAUCCAUCUGGUGGUGAACGAUAUGAUCCAGCUGACUACAUCCAUCAGCUUGUUUGUUCUCAGUUAUGUCUUCUACAGAAUUAGUACUUCUUUGUGUUGCUUCAUUGUUACCUUUGUUGUUUUCACCUCUGUGAACUCUCCUUUAAAUUUAGCUCUGAUGGCGGUAGAGUGCUACAUCGCCGUUUGUUUCCCACUGCGACAUGCUGAACUGUGCACCAUCAAACGAACAUAUUUUCUCAUUGGCUGUAUUUGGGGUUUAAGCGCAACAACAGUUUUGCCAGACAUCUUUCUUAUCUUUGCAACAGAGCCUCUAUGGCUGUUUAACUCUACAGUAUUUUGCGAUAGAGAUACUGUUUUCCGACACCCAAUAAGCAUAAAAAAAAGAGAUGUUUCUUAUAUAAUUUUUUUAUCUGGAGUUUGGUUUACACUUUUAUUCACGUACGUCAGGAUCUUUUGUGCUGCUCAAGCUGCUAACUCAGCUGAGGGAAUGGCAAAGGCCAGAAAUACUAUCCUGAUUCAUGGUUUUCAGCUACUUUUGUGUAUGCUAACAUAUGCAACUCCUUUGGCAAGAACGUUUCUGGCGUUUCUGUCUACUGCACAAUAUGUCCAAGCAUAUUUUUUUUGGUACAUACUGAUCCAGAUUCUUCCCAGAUUUGUGAGUCCCAUUGUGUACGGGGUACGAGACAAUACAUUUAGACAAUACUUGAAAAAGUAUCUUUUGCGCAGCAUCAGAGAAGCCAACAAACUACAUCCGUAAGUGUUUCUUGUGUCGGUAUAGAUAUCCUAAACUUGAUCAUUUUAAAACCUACACUGUGCUAUCUGUAAAAUUAGACAAAGCAUGUUUCUGAUUCAAGCAAACAAAAAUGACCUGUAAUAAACAUUAUUGGAUGUGUGACAGGAAACAAAAUCAGAUUCACCUUUGAAUCACUGAAAGAUUGUCUACUUUCAUUCACUGUGCAGUCUUUGACUCAGUUCAAAUAAUAGCCUUUUAAAUUGAACUUUGGUGUAUUGUAAUGGUUCGCAUAUAUACUUCUUCCUCAGUCUUUUUAGUCU
This is a messenger RNA of Poecilia latipinna (sailfin molly), 1257 nucleotides long. Its product is annotated as olfactory receptor 51B2-like. Gene Ontology annotation, biological process: detection of chemical stimulus involved in sensory perception of smell; G protein-coupled receptor signaling pathway. The transcript has 2 exons. The coding region runs from base 20 to 961 and encodes 313 amino acids. Gene Ontology annotation, molecular function: odorant binding; G protein-coupled receptor activity; olfactory receptor activity. NCBI's taxonomy places the organism in Eukaryota, Metazoa, Chordata, Actinopteri, Cyprinodontiformes, Poeciliidae. Gene Ontology annotation, cellular component: membrane. The record is from RefSeq and is a predicted model, not a curated record.